AUGACCGUGCCGUCACCUUGCGUCUUCCGCGCACCCUCUGCGCUGGCCUCAACGCGCCUUUGCGAAGCGCCCUCCCUCUCCCAAUACAGCUCUCACUCCAACGCUUACCAGCUCCCUUCCUGUAUUAUCUCCACUCUCGCCCUAUCACCAUUCUCCGUCCUAUCUCCCUGCCCUCUCUCUCCUAGCACUCUCUCCUUUCCUUGUCUUAUCUCCCCUCUCUGUCCCAUCUCGCUCCUCCGUCCAUCCUAUCUCCCCUUUUUGCAAUGCAUAAAUCCCCCUCUCCCUCUUGUGACUCUAUCAUUGACUCUCUCUCCACUCUCUGCUGUGGGAUUCCCUCCAUGCCCUCUCCCCCGUCAAUGCCGUCUCACCCCCUUCUUCUCGCUCUCCCUGCUCAUCCCCCUCUCUCCCAUUUGUCCCUCUCUCCUCUCUUCCCUCUCUGACCUACCUGCCUUUCCAUGUCCUCUCUCCUCUUGCAGAGGAGGCUUCUCCCCUCCCUGUUUCAAUUCCAGGGUGUGUCCUCCCUUGCCUCUCAGAUUCAUCUUCCUCGCUGUCACAGUGCCUUAUCAGGUCAUCCAAGCCGCGCCUCACUCCUCAACGUCUACCUGCCUCUCCCAACGGCACCACAGCGCCUCUCCGCAUCUCCGUUGCAGCGCCAACCCUGGGGGUCCUCUCUCCUCCCUCUCCCUUUCUCCACACCCUGCCGGCGCUCUCUCCUCCCUCUCCCUCUCUCCACGCCCUACCCUCUCUCCCUUCAAUGCCCCUCUCUCUCUCCCUCUUCCUCCCUCUCUCCCUCUCUGUCCUUUCACCAGUCCCUGUGUUAUGUCACCCUUCUACGUGUUAUGUCACCCUUCCCUGUCAUAUCUCCCAACUCUGUCCUACCUCCCUUCCCUGUCCUCUCUCUUCUCUCAAUCCUAA
Messenger RNA from Closterium sp. NIES-65, 915 nucleotides. NCBI's taxonomy places the organism in Eukaryota, Viridiplantae, Streptophyta, Zygnematophyceae, Desmidiales, Closteriaceae. The record is from the annotation of a GenBank genome assembly.